Messenger RNA from Anopheles moucheti, 906 nucleotides. RefSeq names its product 40S ribosomal protein S10b-like. Gene Ontology annotation, cellular component: cytosolic small ribosomal subunit. The record is from RefSeq and is a predicted model, not a curated record. The transcript has 3 exons. Gene Ontology annotation, molecular function: RNA binding; structural constituent of ribosome. Lineage: Eukaryota; Metazoa; Arthropoda; Insecta; Diptera; Culicidae. Bases 118 to 591 code for a protein of 157 amino acids.
UCUGUCAAUCGCUGCGUUUAUCUCGUUUGUCGCUGUCAAAGUCUGCAAGCAACUCCGGUGCUUUCGUUCUUUCUCUUCCGGGCAGUGUACCGAACCGUAUUGACACAUUUUGCCAAGAUGUUCAUGCCAAAAGCGCACCGCGUCGCAAUCUACGAGUACCUCUUCAAGGAGGGUGUGCUGGUAGCACAGAAAGAUUUCUACGCUCCCAAGCACCCGGAGCUGGAGAACAUCCCGAACCUGCACGUUAUUAAGACGAUGCAAUCGCUCAAGUCGAAGAACUUCGUGAAGGAGCAGUUUGCCUGGCGCCACUACUACUGGUAUCUCACCAACGAGGGCAUUGAGUAUCUGCGGGCGUACCUGCAUUUGCCGGCCGAAAUCGUGCCGUCGACGCUGAAGCGAGCGGCCCGCUCGGAACCGCAACGUGCCCGAACCCAGGCUGGACCCCGUCCGGAAGGUCCGAAGACUGGCGAGGAUAGACAGGCGUACAGACGCAUGCAGCAGGCGGCUCCGGCUGACAAGAAGGGUGACGUAGGCGUUGGUGCCGGCGAGCUAGAAUACCGUGGUGGAUUCGGUCGCGGUAAUCGUAUGUAAAUGCUGCCUCUACACACAACAUCCCAACAAUCAAUCGUGGGCUAGUUCGCCUUUAGCUUUAAUUACAUCGGAGGAUGCGCUGUUUUUAUUUCGUGGGGGGGCAUAAACAGAUCCCCACGAGUGCGCAAAACGCAUAAUUUCAAAGAUACAGUGGCUGGUUUAACGCGUGGUGUAUGGUUAAUGUUUAACACUAUUACCACUACCCAGCCGUGCUGCUAGCGAUUGUCGCAACAUUACUUUUUCCUUGUAUUGCAAAUAAUGGUCGUGAAAAGAUUCUUCGAUUAAUAAAGGCAAGACGAACUGGCAGAACUCUAA